Panthera uncia (snow leopard) is the source of this 4893-nucleotide messenger RNA. RefSeq names its product C-terminal binding protein 1 (gene CTBP1). Gene Ontology annotation, molecular function: NAD binding; transcription corepressor activity; oxidoreductase activity, acting on the CH-OH group of donors, NAD or NADP as acceptor. The transcript has 10 exons. The record is from RefSeq and is a predicted model, not a curated record. The coding region runs from base 2939 to 4153 and encodes 404 amino acids. NCBI's taxonomy places the organism in Eukaryota, Metazoa, Chordata, Mammalia, Carnivora, Felidae.
UUGGGGUCGAGCGCCUGUGGUACCAGCACCAGGCGAACCCGCACGCGCCAGUGCGAACGCGUUCUAACGUUUUUCCGUUUUGCGGUAAGGUCUUCCUAAUUUCGUUGUUCAUUUUUCACGUUUUAUUUUGUCUUUUUUUUUUUUCAAGUUUACUUGUUUUGAGAGACAGAGAGCUUGUGUGCAUGGGGGAGGGGCAGGGAGAGAGGGGGAGAGAAUCCCAGGCAGGGUCCGUGCUGCAGCCCAGAGGCCAGUGCUGAGCUCGAACUCCCAAACUGUGAGAUCGUGACCUGAGCCGAAAUCAAGAGUUGGUGCUGAACCGUCUGAGCCGUCCAGGCUCCCUGCAUUUUGUCUUUUUUAAUGAGCAUUUUUUAGUUUUUGUGAUUUUAUCAUUUAUGGCAAAAUUGAAUUCUAGAAAAUUGAUUACACGGCAAAACUGCUCGAGAAGAGGUACUUCCGUGAGGAGAGCAGACACAGUUCGGGACCCCAGUGACCCUGGCCCUGUGUCCUUACUGCCGGCCCGCAAGGAGCCUCCCCCCACCGCGUGUCCUCCCCCGUCCUUUGCUGCACCCUCUCUACCACCUCUGUGUCCUCGUGGCUCUCUGUAGUUGUUCUGAGCAGUGAGAUCACUUAGGGGGGCUUCUCUCUGGCAUUUUCUAGAAACGAGGUGGAGAUGGUAUUUCCACAACUCGAACGUCCCCCGGCACCAGCCUAGAAGCUUCCUGUAGUCGUACGGCCUUGUUAUUCUCUCCCGCACUGGACUUGGCUUCUUCUGCUGCUGAACUUGGGUCACCCUCCCCGGCCCCACGCUGUCACCAGGCACCGAGACCCGUGGGGCACCGGGGCGGGCGGGAGCCAGGUUCACCUGCAUGGGUGUGUGGCCCGAGCCUGAAGUCACCACCCAUCUGCACGUGGGGCCUGACUCGGGCUGGCCUUUGAGCCCCACGCCUGCUGGUGCUUCCCUGGGUGGGGCUCACACCUCUGCCCAUAGUGAGGUGGCCCCGGGAACACACCCCGACCCCUUGAGGCUGCUCGUGGGUUUCUGAACCCAGGUCAGGUUUGGCAAAGCCACGCUUCCCUCUGAAAUCAUUUUCACAACAGAGGUUAGCGGUGGGCACGGGAGAAUCCAGGGCGUGACGCCAGAGUGCCUGCGGCGUCUGGCUCAGCUCCCCAGGGGUGCAAGGGCACUCGGGACCCGUGUGUACAGGGCAUAUGGCCCUGGGCCCCUCGGAGGACGUGCAAGCGUGCGGAAACACCGUCUGCCGAGGGCCACGCCGACCAGGGAGGAUCCGGCCGGAGACACCCUGGAUGCUUUCAGGAUUUAGGGGGAAAACCGAAGAAAGCCUAGUGACUGCACGGUUGGCUGUGGCCCGUUCCAACCCCCCUUCCCCUGCACUCGCUGACUGUGCGGGGCGAGGCAGGGCAGACAGGGCGACCCCACUUGGCCAGGGAACGUGGGGAUCCUGUGAGGCCUGGGAAGUGGUGCUUCAUCUGGGGCCAGUCGGGGCACUCACCACCAGGGAGGCGCAGAAGUCCUGGGGAGGCCAGGCCAGCCAGACUCGAGGGCUCUGAUUCAGCUGUCCUUGGUGGACACCUGUGUCCUUGGCAGCCAGCUUGCCGCCCCCGGCCCAGACACCUCAGGCCCGCUGCUGGCCCCCUGCUUGUCUUCUGAAGGUCAAGGUCGAGGGUGAGACUUGCCUCCCGGGGAGGUGGGGCGGGGCGGGGCUGGCCUGGGCCUGGCCUUGCUGCUGCCUCCUGCACCAGCCCUAGACUCCCGCACACACGCCCGCUCCCCUGCCACCACGUGUCCCGGGGUUGCUGCAGGCUGGGUCCUGCCCGGUCGAGCCCAGUCGGCAAAGGUUCGGGUUGUGAGGCACAUCCACGCUCGAGGGCGGGGACAGAGGAUAUGGGUCAGAGGUCACACCUGCACAGACUAAAGGUGAGCAGACCCGGGAGGUGCUGUGGUCGAGCGUGGCCUUCUGGCACAGCCUAGGCUCGCGGGUCAGGACCACAGGGCACCCGCCUUGGUGCAGAAGUGGAGGUCACAGCUGGAGUCUGGCAAGGGUGAGAGCCACGUGGGUCCCAUGGGCCGCAGGUACGUCCCUGCUGUGGCCGGUCUGCCCGAUGUCCCUGUGGCCGGCAUCGGGCGGGGGACGAGUGCAUCCGGUCCCUGCUCCGUGCUGGCCUCCCGAGGUGCCAUCUGAUCCCAAGGUUGACACCGGUGGUGUCGCGGGUCCUGGCCACCAUGGCUCCCAGCCAGGCCUCGGGGCCGCCCUGGCACGCUGUCCCCAUGCUGAGAGCAGGGGUCCUGAGCAUCCAUGCUCAGUCCCAGCUCUUGGCACGUCCUCAGCCCGUCCGUACAGGUGUGUGACCAGGAGUGUGUCCUCAGUGACCUGUCGGGGGGUGGGGGGGCCGUGCCUGAGUCGGUGCCAGUGCCCGGGAUGUGGCCUGUGGGGACUGGCAGAGGGGGCCUGGGGGACAGCCCCCCCCCCCCCGGGUCCUGUGUGGUGCAGGACAGUGGUGUGUGUGUCCCGGUCUGCAUCCUGCGGUCCCCCUCUCGGUGGCCCCCUCAGAAGUCCACUCUCCCUGCACAGUCACAGAGGCCCAGGAGGCCGUUGGGAGCACGAGACAGGUUUGCAGGACUGGCGGCAGACUAGCCCCCAGGGCCCCGGCCUCGCACCUCGCACCUCACACCUCACGGACACUGGUAGCGCCUGGGGCGGGGUUCCCACGUGCCAGGAGGACCUUCAGGUCAGACUUUGACCCCGGCGCAGGCUUCAGUGGUCGCCAAGGAUCAGGAGCCUAAGAGCUUUGGUUCGAGACAAUUAAAGACGUGGGAUGAGGAUCCAGUGACAGGACGCGGUUCUGCCGGGGGAUUCUGAAGAUAAAACGCUUUGAAAAGUCGAAUUCAUGGUCGUGGAAGCUGAGCCCAUAUUAAGAAAUGUCAGGCGUCCGACCCCCGAUCAUGAACGGGCCCAUGCACCCCCGGCCCCUGGUAGCGCUGCUCGACGGCCGGGACUGCACGGUGGAGAUGCCCAUCCUGAAGGACGUGGCCACGGUGGCCUUCUGUGACGCACAGUCCACGCAGGAGAUCCACGAGAAGGUGCUGAAUGAGGCGGUGGGGGCGCUGAUGUACCACACCAUCACGCUGACCAGGGAGGACCUGGAGAAGUUCAAAGCUCUUCGUAUCAUCGUUCGGAUCGGCAGUGGUUUCGACAACAUCGAUAUCAAGUCAGCUGGGGACUUAGGCAUCGCGGUCUGCAACGUGCCGGCGGCGUCUGUCGAGGAGACGGCCGACUCCACCAUGUGCCACAUCCUCAACCUGUACCGCAGGACCACCUGGCUGCACCAGGCGCUGCGGGAAGGCACACGGGUCCAGAGCGUUGAGCAGAUCCGGGAAGUGGCUUCCGGAGCGGCCAGGAUCCGUGGGGAGACCUUGGGCAUCAUCGGACUAGACGGCACGGAGCGGGCGCUGGGGCUGCAGCGGGUGAGCACCCUACAGGACCUGCUGUUCCACAGCGACUGCGUCAGCCUGCACUGCGGCCUCAACGAGCACAACCACCACCUCAUCAACGACUUCACCGUCAAGCAGAUGCGACAAGGCGCCUUCCUGGUGAACACAGCCCGGGGCGGGCUGGUCGACGAGAAGGCGCUGGCCCAGGCCCUGAAGGAGGGGCGGAUCCGGGGCGCAGCCCUGGACGUGCACGAGUCGGAGCCGUUCAGCUUUAGCCAGGGCCCCCUGAAGGAUGCGCCUAACCUGAUCUGCACCCCCCACGCGGCCUGGUACAGCGAACAGGCCUCCAUCGAGAUGCGGGAGGAGGCAGCCCGGGAGAUCCGGAGAGCCAUCACAGGCCGGAUCCCCGACAGCCUGAAGAACUGUGUCAAUAAGGAUCACCUGACAGCGGCCACCCACUGGGCCAGCAUGGACCCGGCUGUGGUGCACCCCGAGCUCAACGGGGCCGCCUACAGCAGGUACCCGCCGGGCGUGGUGGGCGUGGCCCCCAGCGGCAUCCCAACCGCCGUCGAAGGCAUCGUCCCCAGCGCCAUGUCCCUGUCCCACGGCCUGCCCCCUGUGUCCCACCCGCCCCACGCCCCUUCUCCCGGCCAAACCGUCAAGCCCGAGGCAGAUAGAGACCACGCGAGUGACCAGUUGUAGCCCGGGCGGAGCUCUGCAGCCUUGGCGCCCUCGGACGGGUGGUGGCGGAGGCGGCGUCUGCGAGGCCACAGCGCUCCAGAGACUGUCCGGGCGCCGCGCGGGCGAGAGGCCGCUCCGCCCUCCCCGCGUCAGCCGUAGUCGUCCUUCCCCGAGGGCCAGCCGCUGUCCUGUGUUCUUUGCGUCCUCGUUAAGCAAAAGAAGUUUAGUAGUUAAUUCUAUCAUGAAUGUUCUUGUCCGUGUACAGUCUUUAGAACAUCACAAAGGAUCGGUUUGCUUAGCUGUCUACAGGGAGAGAGCCCGAGGGGCCGUGCUCCGCAGGCCGGGCUGAGGCUGCGGCCCGAACACACCCGCGACCAGGCAGUUGGGCAAACUUCUCAGGACAACGACUCCUUCCCGUUUUUCUUUCUACGCCACACAGUGCAUUGUUUUUUCUACCUGCUUGUCUUAUUUUUAGAAUAAUUUAGAGAAACAAAACAGAGGCUGUUUUUCCUCAUUUUGGCAUGAACCCCCUUGUUCCAAACGAAGAUGGCAUUGUAAGUGGCUCGGAGAGAAGAGGAGGGUGUGGCGCACAGCGCGCUCCGGCCGUCGGCACCGGUCCCGGGACGUGAGGGCGCAGCGCCCUGGCCUGCGCGGGUGCCGUCCUGCUGACGUGGUAGGCUAGCAAUAUUUUGGUUAAAAUCAUGUUUGUGACUGUAACCAUUUGUAUGAAUUAUUUUAAAGAAAUAAAAAUCCCAGAAAGA